Molecule: messenger RNA, 2115 nt
Organism: Entelurus aequoreus (snake pipefish)
Lineage: Eukaryota; Metazoa; Chordata; Actinopteri; Syngnathiformes; Syngnathidae
Product: cytochrome b5 domain-containing protein 1
Exons: 4
Coding region: 60-713 (217 amino acids)
Source: RefSeq, a predicted model, not a curated record
CUAGCAACGGAUCUACAGUAAUCUUAAGAGCAAGUUAAUUUUUUCGACGCGUCGAAGUGAUGACGUCAGUCAGGCCACGCUUUUUCACUCCUGCUCAGGUGUCGGCUCACAACACGUCAGCAGACCUGUGGGUGUCCUUCCUGGGUAAAGUGUGUGACCUGACCCCCCUGGUGAAGCAGUACGAGGGUGAUGUUCUGCUACUGCCCAUCUUAGAGUUUUCAGGAAAGGACAUAAGCAGCUGGUUUGACCCUGAGACCAAAGAUGUGUUAACCUUCAUCCAUCCACUGACCAACUGUGUGAGCUAUUACACGCCCAGGGGACGUUUCGUGCACAUUCCCCCUGCUGGGCCUCGCUCCGACUGGGCCAGCGACAUCGACCCAGCCUGGUGGAAAGACCAACACUACGAGGUGGGGCGACUGUCCUCUAAAACCAGGUGGAUACGGGUCAUCAACACACUGACGUCACAGGAGCAGCGACUGGAGGUGUGUUCCGAAGAGACGCUGGCUGAAAUCCGGGAGCGUUACCUGCCCUACAACUCGCACGCAUGUAGCUACACAUGGAAACACAACGGAGUGUGUCUGGACAUGAACAAGACACUGAGCGAGAAUAACGUUCCGGACGACGACGUCAAGCUCCAGCUUCUGCGCCUUGACUGUGACCUCUUCACCCCUGCCAUCCUCCUCCACUUUAAUGAUGACCUCACUGAGGGAUGACCUGUACAAAAGACUGUCUCUGUAACGCUUGUUUUCUUUUUGUGUCAUUGGGUUGCUUGAGUGUAAUUCACUUUUACAACACUGGAGGGGGCAUUGAACGCAUCAUUGCAGGUAGCCCGAAUGCAGCUGAGAUAGGCUCCAGCAACACCCGCGACCCCGAAAGGGACAAGCGGUAGAAAAUGGAUGGAUGGAUGGAUGAAGGUGGCACAGGGGUUAGUGCAUGUGCCUCACAAUACGAAGGUCCUGGGCUUGGGAUCUUUCUGUGUGGAGUGCGGAUACUCCGGCUUCCUCCCACCUCCAAAGACAUGCACCUGGGGAUAGGUUGAUUGGCAACACUAAAUUGGUCCUAGUGUGUGAAUGUGAGUGUGAAUGUUGUCUGUCUAUCUGUGUUGGCCCUGCAAUGAGGUGGCGACUUGUCCAGGGUGUACCCCGCCUACCGCCCGAAUGCAGCUGAGAUAGGCUCCAGCACCCCCCGCGACCCUGAAAGGAACAAGCGGUAGAAAAUGGACGGGAUGGAUGCAUCAGCAAGCUAUGAAAGUUACUGUGGACUUCUUUGUCAAUUGUUUAAUUGGCAGUGUGCGUCAAUACAGAGCGAGUUACUGUAUAUGCACUUUAAUAUCACUUGCUAUGUGCUUAAAACUGUAUUGCAACUCAUUUAGUCCUUUUUAUUGUAGUCUAAUGUAGACUGACCAUACAUCCUCUUUUCCACGGACAUGUCCUCUUUUGCGGGGCAGUCUGGGCAGGGUUUCUUAAAUGCCUCAAAUGUCCGGCAUUUUGAGUCAGGGUUGCGUGUAUUUUCAAUGUAUGUCCAGGGUUAAGAAGGGGUUAAAAACAAAACAAAUUGUGAAGGUGUGGGCACGCAGCAGCAUUCAUGAGGAAGGGGCAGAGACAGAGAGAGAGCGAGAGAGCGAGGGAGUGGAUUGAUUGACAUACUUGCCAUCCCUACCGAUAUUCCUGGGGGACUCCCGAAUUUCAAUGCCCCUCCCGAAAAUCUCUCGGGACAACCAUUCUCCCAACUUUUUCCCGAUUUCCACCCAGACAACAAUAUUGGGGGCAUACCUUAAAGGCACUGUCUUUGCGUGCCGGCCCAGUCACAUAAUAUCUACGGCUUUUCACACACACAAGUGAAUGCAAUGCAUACUUGGUCAACAGCCAUACAGGUCACACUGAGGGUAGCCGUACAAACAACUUUAACACUGUUACAAAUAUGCGCCACACUGUGAACUGUUGGAUGCAGAUCAGAAUCAUAUCCAUAUUUAAGUGUUACUUCUUUCUAAACUCCUAUAGUCAUAUAAAGAAUAGCUGGUAUUCUUCCUUCUUUUGAGUCUCAUAGUAAGGUGUCGGCCUUCUAGAUUGGAAUGUGUCAGAGUAGAGAUAACUCGGAGUAGUCUAAACAACGGGA